GAAUUAUGGUGACAGACUGGUCACACUGAUGAGAGAAGUGAGACAGUUAUCUGCCCUUGGUUUUGCUGUUUCUGCCAAGAUACAUAUUGCAUCCACAGCACAGAAAUUCUAAGGCACAGAUGCAUUUUGAAGCAGGUUGCUCAUUUCUAUAACACGAUUGAUCAGCAGAUGAUUCCCAGUCAGAAAACAAUGAUGUUAGAGGCUGCCCUACAGUUUGAAAAACUGGCAAAAAAUCCCAAAACUGGAGCAAAGGUGAAAGGAGAGGAUGUAUUGAUGACCUGGGACAACCCAGAGGAGUUAGAGAUCUACAUCAGGAAACUGCAAACUGCUGCAGAGAAACUUACAACUAUGAAUAGAAUACUGCAGAAAUCUCACUUUGAUAUAAAUGACAAGGUUCAGCAGUGGAUGAGUGUAGACUUAUUUAGGCAGGACAAGAAGUGGAAGGAGAUAUUGACAGACAUUAGGUACCCUAUGACUGAAAUCACAGCAAAGGUAAAAAAACUUUAUCUCUUACGUGAGUUUACAAACUUUGAAUUUCAUUGUCAUCUUCAGAAGAAACAGGUCACUUGUUAGAAUAAAACUAUUAGAAUUUCAAAUUUCAUGGCAAUAUGGUGGAACUAUACUGAUGUGGUCAUGCUAAAUCUUGCUGUUUAUACAAAGAAUGCAUUUUCUUUUCAUUUUUAAGACCGUAGUGGU
Molecule: messenger RNA, 696 nt
Organism: Mercenaria mercenaria
Lineage: Eukaryota; Metazoa; Mollusca; Bivalvia; Venerida; Veneridae
Product: cytoplasmic dynein 2 heavy chain 1-like
Exons: 4
Coding region: 169-573 (134 amino acids)
Source: RefSeq, a predicted model, not a curated record